AUUCGUUGGUGGAGGCCGCGAACGGACCGAGUGGUUGGUGUGUUUCCCUAACCGAUAUACACAACGUGUGGCGGGCAACGGCUCCUCCUACCACAACUCUGUUAAAUCCCAGUUACCAAAACCCUCCAAAAAUUAAAUCACAAAUCCCCAAAAUUCCAAAACUAAAACCCCCAGAAAUUAUAUAAGCGAACGGAUUAUUACCCAGAAAAAAUAAUUUAAUUUCACAGCGGUCCACUCUCUCAUCAGUCUCAGAGGCCAUGACUCUGCAACUCCAAGCUCCGUCGUUCGCCGCCAGCCUUUCGUCCUUCGUCUCUCCUCUCAACCGCUCCACGCGCCGCCCUGUAAUCCGAGCUAAAGCGGAGCCGUCAGAUAAGUCUGUUGAAAUCAUGAGGAAGUUCUCCGAGCAGUAUGCUCGCAAGUCCGGAACAUAUUUCUGCGUCGAUAAGGGAGUUACUUCUGUUGUUAUCAAGGGGUUGGCAGACCAUAAAGAUUCGUUGGGCGCACCACUCUGCCCUUGUCGGCAUUAUGAUGAUAAACCUGCCGAGGCAGGCCAAGGCUUUUGGAACUGCCCGUGUGUUCCCAUGAGAGAGAGGAAGGAAUGCCACUGCAUGCUCUUUCUCACUCCUGACAAUGAUUUUGCCGGACCGGAACAGGCCAUCUCCUUGGAAGAGAUCAGAGAAUCGACGGCAAACAUGUAACAAGCUUUUUGUGUGUAUUGCAAAUUAUGUGUAAACAAUCCACUUCUGUAUUUGUUAAAAAAAAAAAAAAAAAAAAAAAAAAAAAAAAAAAAGGAGCUCAUCUUUUGAAUAUAAUUUUUCGAGGGAAAUAAUUUCCGCACUCUUUUUCGCCUUCUUGAUGAUCUUUUGUAUUAUUCAAUCAAAAUUAGCCCUCUAAAGGUUCAAUGUGAACUCGGAAUACUGGUUGUAGAAUUAUGCUCCAGCCCCUAUACUUUCCUUUUUUCUGGGAUAUAUACUGGUUGUAGAAUUAUGCUCCAGCCCCUAUACUUUGCCAUAUUCUCAUGAACCCCAACAUUCUUUUCUUGUAAUAUAACUUUGCCUUAUCCUCAAAACCAAAUGAAAUUUUGCCACGUAGCUUUUGUGCUUCAAA
Pyrus x bretschneideri (Chinese white pear) is the source of this 1107-nucleotide messenger RNA. Its product is annotated as ferredoxin-thioredoxin reductase catalytic chain, chloroplastic. Lineage: Eukaryota; Viridiplantae; Streptophyta; Magnoliopsida; Rosales; Rosaceae. The transcript is spliced from 6 exons. The record is from RefSeq and is a predicted model, not a curated record. Gene Ontology annotation, molecular function: oxidoreductase activity, acting on iron-sulfur proteins as donors. The coding region runs from base 258 to 698 and encodes 146 amino acids.